This is a messenger RNA of Lolium rigidum, 546 nucleotides long. RefSeq lists its product as uncharacterized. The record is from RefSeq and is a predicted model, not a curated record. The transcript has a single exon. Gene Ontology annotation, molecular function: enzyme inhibitor activity. The coding region runs from base 1 to 546 and encodes 181 amino acids. Lineage: Eukaryota; Viridiplantae; Streptophyta; Magnoliopsida; Poales; Poaceae.
AUGGCCAUGUCCGCCACCUCCUCCGCUCUGCUCGGCGUUCUCCUCUUCUCGGCGGUGGUCUACUGCUCCGGAGCGGGGGACUCGCCCCUGGACCAGCUGUGCGGGAACCUGGGCGGCUACUACGUCACGCCGGAGCUCUGCACCUCGGCACUCUGCGGCGCCGACCCCUCCGCCUGCCGCAACGCGCGCAGCAAACCGGAGCUCGCCGCUCUCGCCACCAGGCUCGCGGCGGCCAACGCCACCGCGACCAAGGCCAGCAUCGAGUCCGCGCUCGGCCACGGCGCCGGGAGGGACGCCGAGGCCACCAAGGGCCUGCGCUCGUGCCUGCAGCUCUACGCGGGCGCCGUGCCGGCGCUGCAGUGGGCGACGCAGGCCGUGGCCGCCGGGCGGUACCGCGGCGCGGGGGAGGUGCUGCAGGCGGCAGUGUACAUCGGGUCCGGGUGCACCGGCAUGGCCGGCCAGGCGACGCUGCCCAGGGAGAACGACCGGUUCAGCUCCAUGGCCAUCGUCGCGCACGCCGUCGUCGCAUUCAUGACCGGUUACUGA